AUGAUGUUCGUAACACCUCCACCACCUCCCAUGACCACCAGUAACUCCUCACAUAAUGAUGCUGAUGAACAACAACAACUGUUGCAACAAGUAACUUGCGAGAAUCACACAACUCGUCUGAAAUCUUACAUCGGAAAAGGACAAGCACUCUUAAAACAAAUGAUUAAAUCCAACGGAAGAGUCCUUCAUGGAACAAACAUUGUCAAGGUCGAUUCUUUUAUCAAUCAUCAAGUGGAUCCAGAAUUAACCAAAUUGAUGGGUCUCGAUAUGGCAGGACGUUUUGCCGAUCAAAAGGUGACCAAAGUUCUCACUUUGGAAAGUUCUGGCAUUCCAACAGCUCUCAUGACUGCCUUGUAUUUAAAUGUUCCCUUAGUCUAUGCACGUAAGGUGAAACCAAGUACCAUUCAGGAACCCACAUUUAGUACCAAAGUGAAAUCCUUCACCAAGAAUGUGGAAUAUGAUGUGUGUGUGUCGAGCAAGUAUUUGAAUGCUUCCGAUCGAGUGUUAAUUGUUGAUGAUUUUUUGGCAGUGGGACAAGCCACGCAAGGUUUGUGUGAAUUGAUUCGACAGGCAGGUGCCGAAUUGGUUGGAAUUGGAAUUUGUAUUGAAAAGGGAUUUCAAGAAGGAGGAACCAAGUUGAGAAAUAAGGGAAUUCGAUUGGAAAGUUUGGCAAUUAUUGAAAAAUUUGAGAAUGAUUGUGUGGUGUUUCGAGAAGAAUAG
This is a messenger RNA of Naegleria fowleri, 720 nucleotides long. RefSeq lists its product as uncharacterized. The coding region runs from base 1 to 720 and encodes 239 amino acids. The transcript has a single exon. Lineage: Eukaryota; Heterolobosea; Eutetramitea; Acrasida; Naegleriidae. Gene Ontology annotation, molecular function: pentosyltransferase activity. Gene Ontology annotation, biological process: purine-containing compound salvage; xanthine metabolic process. The record is from RefSeq and is a predicted model, not a curated record.